Mesoplodon densirostris (Blainville's beaked whale) is the source of this 399-nucleotide messenger RNA. Its product is annotated as myelin P2 protein. The coding region runs from base 1 to 399 and encodes 132 amino acids. The record is from RefSeq and is a predicted model, not a curated record. Lineage: Eukaryota; Metazoa; Chordata; Mammalia; Artiodactyla; Ziphiidae. The transcript has 4 exons. Gene Ontology annotation, molecular function: fatty acid binding. Gene Ontology annotation, cellular component: cytosol; nucleus; myelin sheath. Gene Ontology annotation, biological process: membrane organization; fatty acid transport.
AUGAGCAACAAAUUCUUAGGCACCUGGAAACUUGUCUCCAGUGAGAACUUUGAUGAUUACAUGAAAGCUCUGGGUGUGGGAUUAGCCACCAGAAAACUGGGAAAUUUGGCCAAACCAAGAGUGAUCAUCAGCAAAAAAGGGGAUAUUAUGACUAUAAGAACUGAAAGUACCUUUAAAGAUACAGAGAUCUCCUUCAAGCUAGGCCAGGAAUUUGAAGAAACCACAGCUGACAAUAGAAAGACAAAGAGCGUUGUAAGUUUGGCAAGAGGCUCGUUGAAUCAAGUACAGAAAUGGAAUGGCAAAGAGACAACAAUAAAGAGAAAGUUGGUGGAUGGAAAAAUGGUAGUGGAAUGUAAGAUGAAGGACGUGGUCUGCACGAGAAUUUAUGAGAAGGUCUGA